UGUAGCUCCUGAUUGGUUGGGGUGGUGAUCCCCCGGCUUCUGCGUGGCCUGGGACAUCGGGCGGCUGGUGACUGUGUGCACCGUGUCAUCUGUGCGACAUGCCCGCAAGAAACCCUCACAAAGUCGCCUGCCCGUGCCCGGCCGUCCAUGGCGAGAACACGGGGGGCAGGGAGGAGCCGGACACCGAGGGCAAUGCCGACGACCCAGAGAUCAUCAAAUCUCCCAGUGACCCUAAGAAAUACCGAUUUAUUCAGCUGGACAAUGGCCUCCGGGCUCUCCUCAUCUCUGAUAUGGUGUCCUUGGGUCACACUGCCAGUGACUCCUCCGAUGAAGAUGAAGAAGAAGACGACGACGACGAUGAUGAUGAUGAAGAGGAGUGGGACUCUGAAGAAGAGGGCGAGGAGGAUGAUGAUGAUGAAGAUGAGGAGGAUGAGGACAGCGAGUGUACCAAAGACAAGAAGGGGUGCUCUGAGAAGCUGUCUGCAGCUGCCCUCUGCAUCGGAGUGGGAAGUUUCAGUGAUCCAGAAGAUCUACCCGGGUUAGCGCACUUCUUGGAACACAUGGUUUUCAUGGGCAGCGAAAAAUACCCAGAUGAGAAUGGCUUUGAUGCGUUCCUUAAAAAACACGGAGGCAGCGAUAAUGCCUCAACAGACUGCGAACGCACUAUUUUCCAGUUUGAUGUACAGAGAAAGCAUUUCAAGGAGGCCCUGGACCGGUGGGCACAGUUCUUUAUCUCCCCGCUGAUGGUCAGUGAUGCUGUAGACCGGGAAGUACAAGCUGUGGACAGUGAAUAUGAGCUCGCUCGGCCUUCUGAUGCCAACCGUAAGGAAAUGCUUUUUGGGAGUCUGGCAAAACCUCAGCAUCCAAUGGGAAAGUUUUUCUGGGGAAAUGCUCAGACUUUGAAGUAUGAACCCGAAGCGAACAACAUUGACACCCACAGCCGGCUCCGAGAGUUCUACAGGACGUACUACUCUGCGCACUACAUGACGCUGGCUGUGCAAUCUAACGAAACUUUGGAUACACUGGAAGAAUGGGUGAAGGAGAUAUUUAGUAACGUUCCCAAUAAUGGUUUGCAAAAACCUGAUUUUAGUUACCUGAGUGACCCUUUCGACACCCCAGGAUUUAAUUCACUUUACAGAGUCAUCCCCAUUAAGAAGGUUCAUGCUCUCACUAUAACAUGGGCUCUUCCACCCCAAGAAAAGUUUUACAAGGUGAAACCUCUUCACUAUAUUUCAUGGCUCAUAGGACAUGAGGGUAAAGGCAGCAUUCUGUCCCUGCUGCGCAAGAAGUGCUGGGCACUCGCUCUGUUUGGAGGAAACAGUGAGACCGGCUUUGAGCAGAAUACAACAUACUCUGUGUUCAGUAUUUCCAUCACGCUGACAGACGCAGGAUAUGAACACUUUUAUGAGGUUACUCAUUUGGUAUUCCAGUAUCUGAAAAUGUUACAGCAACUGGGCCCACAAGAGAGGAUCUUCCGGGAAAUUCAGCGAAUUGAGGCCAAUGAAUUUCACUAUCAAGAGCAGACUGAUCCUAUAGAAUUUGUUGAGAAUAUCUGUGAGAACAUGCAGCUUUUCCCCAAAGAAGAUUUACUGACUGGAGAUCAGCUUCUCUUCGAGUACAGCCCUGAUAUCAUUGCCGAUGCUCUUCGACCCCUGACCCCUGAGAAAGUGAACCUACUGCUUCUGUCCCCAGAAAAUGAAGGCAAAUGCAACUUGAAGGAGAAGUGGUUUGGUACUCAGUAUAACAUUGAAGAGAUUGACCCAAAAUGGAAAGAGCUAUGGGCCACUGAUUUCCCUGUUAACCCAGAUCUCCAUCUCCCAGCUGAGAACAAGUUCAUUGCCACUGACUUUACCCUGAAGACCUCUGACUGUGCAGAUGCAGAAUAUCCUGAGAAGAUAGUGGACAUUGAGCAGGGAUGUCUGUGGUUCAAGAAAGACAACAAGUUUAAGAUCCCUAAAGCUUACAUCCGCUUUCAUCUGAUCUCUCCUUUAAUACAGCAAUCGCCUGAAACCUUGGUUCUCUUUGACAUCUUUGUUAAUAUUUUGGCUCACACACUGGCAGAGCCGGCCUAUGAAGCAGAUGUGGCUCAACUAGAAUAUAAGCUGGUGGCUGGAGAACACGGACUUGUUAUUAAAGUGAAGGGAUUCAACCACAAGCUGCCACUACUUUUCGAGUUGAUCAUUGAUCACCUGGCUGACUUUACGGCUUCUCUUGACGUCUAUGAGAUGAUCACAGAACAGCUUAAGAAGACUUACUUCAACCUUCUGAUCAAACCUGAGAAACUGGGAAAGGAUGUGCGGCUCAUGAUCUUAGAACAUAAUCGCUGGUCUAUGAUAGAAAAAUAUCAGACUAUUCUCAAGGGUUUGACUUUAGAACAAUUACUGUCAUUUGUUGAGCAGUUUAAGUCUCGACUGUACGUAGAAGGCUUGGUCCAGGGCAACUUCACCAGUAAGGAGUCUGCAGAGUUUCUGAAUUAUGUUAUGAGUAAGCUGAAGUUUCUGCCUUUGAAGGACAAGGUCCCGGUGCAGUUCCAGGUGGUUGAGUUGCCAACUUCUCACCAUCUGUGUAAAGUCAAGUCCUUGAAUAAAGGGGACUCCAACUCCGAGGUCACUGUGUAUUACCAGUCUGGGGCAAGAAAUUUGCAUGACUACACACUGAUGGAGCUGCUGGUGAUGCACAUGGAGGAACCUUGUUUUGACUUUCUAAGGACUAAGCAGACUCUUGGGUACCAUGUAUAUCCCACCUGCAGAAAUACUUCUGGAAUUCUGGGAUUUUCAGUCACUGUGGAAACGCAAGCAAGUAAAUUCAACUCUGAAUUAGUGGACAAGAAAAUAGAAGAAUUUCUGGUUUGCUUUGGGGACAAAAUUGAGAACUUUACAGAUGACACCUUCAAAACACAGGUCAAGGCUUUAAUAAAGUUGAAGGAAUGCGAGGACACGCACCUUGGUGAAGAAGUGGACAGGAACUGGGAAGAAGUCCUCACUCAGCAGUAUCUUUUCGACCGCUUGGAGCAUGAGAUUGAUGUCCUGAAGACAUUUAAAAAAGGAGACUUGACCAGCUGGUUCCAGGCUCACAGAGGCUGCGACAGGAAGGUUUUGAGUGUACACGUGGUUGGGUUUGGGGAUAAAGAACCGGAUGCUGUGUCCUCUCAGACUCCAUCAGGGGAACCUGAAUCAUCGUAUGGAAACAUCACAAACCUGAUCUUCCUUCCCGCAUCUCCUCUAAUGGCCGACACUGUGCAGAUUAAUGACAUCCGCAGCUUUACCAGCACCUUAAAACUGCUGCCAUAUCACAAGAUCGUGGCUUGAGAGCUCAUGGGACUCUCCUUUUUAGGUGAUGGAAAGUGCAGUGAACUCAUCUACACUUGUAUUUUUCAAGGUUUAUUUUUUUUUUCCUGGAUGCUUUUAAAGAGACAGUUCAUCAAAAAAUUAACAUGACGUAAAGCUCUGAAGGGAGGGCAGGCUGACUCUGCUGCGGCCCCUGACUAUUUUAAAUCUUUUAUUUUCUUUUUUGCGUGUGUAGUGCUUGAUGUUUCAGCACCUAGCUCUAUCAUGUACACUGACCAGCCGUAACAUUAAACGCGCUGACAGGUGAUGUGAAUAACGUGAAUUCUCUUGCGACAAUGGUGUGGGAUAUAUUAGACAACAAGUGAGCAGUCAGUUCUUGAAGUUGAUGUUUUAGAAGCAUAAAAAAUGGCAGGGGUACGGAUCUGAGCGACUGUGACAUGCGCCAAAUUGUGAUGGCUAGAGGACUGGGCAGGAGCAUCCCCAAAAUGGCAGGUCUUGGGGAGGUUUUCCUGAAAUGCAGUGGAUGAUAUAUACCAAACGUGGCCCAAGGAAGAACGACCAGUGACUGGUUCAUUGAUGCGCAUGGGGGGGGCUAAGCCUAGCCUGUCUGGUUUGAUCCCUACUGUAGCACAACUUGCUAAGAAAGUUUAUAGGGUUACUUAGACUUAAAGGGGUACUCCGCCCCUAGACAUCUUAUCCCGCCCCCUCAUCACGUCUCCUCCCAUACACUUGCAUUGAGGGGCAUGACUGUGACGUCACAAUCCUGUGCACCAGAUGACUGGGCUGCAGGCGAGAUCGCACCGGGGACCGCUUUCUUGGAGGGUCCAUUGGGGGACACAACACCCACCCAUUUGUUCUGGUGCCUGUCCGAAGGUUGGUUCAGUUCAUUUUUGUCUGGUUUCCUCGGACAGUUGCUGUUCUUUCUUUCCCUGUUGGUCCUCUCCUACUGCUUUGGGACUAAACUGAUAGCUCAGAGUCUGUAGGUGGGUAUAUCCUGCUGGGAGACGCUGACUUUCUUUUGUUGCCUGGUGUCAGCAGCAUAUACCCACGGUCUCUGUGUCCCCCAAUGGAUCCUCCAAGAAAGAGAUUUUACGGUAAGCACACAAAUCUACUUUUCCCAACCAAGGUGCCUCCAGCUGUUGCAAAAUUACAACUUCCAACAAAAGGGAAACCUUGCCAUAGACCAGUGUUUCCUAACUAGGGUGCCUCCAGCCGAAGGCCGUCCAGGCAUGCUGGGAGUUGUAGUUUGGCAACAGCUUGAGGCACCCUGGUUGGGAAACACUGCCAUAGACAUUGAAUGGACCUGUGGCUCGCCUGUGUGACUGGCCACUUCAUUUAGGACAAGAACCUAGGCCCCAGCAGACUGGCCCACAGCAAUCAUUCACUUAUCCUCAUGUGUAUAGGGCAAACGUCACCUUUAUGGAGUUACUCAAUGCACUUCCGCUAUUAUACAUUUAUUACCUAUCUCGUAGAUACCCGAUAAAUGUUGUUAGUGGGCUAAUCCCUAUAAAGUGACAGGUGAAAGGUCUCUAACACAGGGCAUCACAGCGUGCUGCGUAUGGUGCUGUGUAGCUGCAGACUAGCCAAUAUUUUGCUAACAAGGGAUGACAGAGCCUACUGUGGGCACGUGAGCAUCCAAACUGGACCAUGGAGCAUUUAAUUUUCCGUCAUGUGCUUGGCCAGGUAUAUGUGUGUUGCUUACCUGUGGAAAAGAUGGUGCCAGGAUCCAUUAGGGAAGAAGACAAGCAGGCCGAUGUUACUGUGACAUGAACCUGCUAAAUGUCACAUUGUUGGAUCAGUACAGUGUUUACCAACCAAGGUGCCUCCAGCUGUUGGAAAACAACUUGGCUGUGUGGGCAUGCUGGGAAUUGUUGUUUUCCAACAGCUGGAGGCACCAUGGUUGGGAAACAAUGAAUCAGCAUAAAAGGAGACAUACACAAUAUAGGCAUGUGAUUUUAAUGUUAUGGCUGAUCAGUAUAUCGUUGCCCUUUUAAAAAAAAAAAAAGACACUAAAGAAUUACGCCUGUGUCUUUUUAGUUGCGUUCACAAAUAUAAGAAAACAGUUCAAUGACUUUUUGACUUUCGGUUACGUAGAUCUUUGGUUCUGAACAGCUAUGCAAAAAAUAAACCAGUCAAAUAUUGAAGAUUCACAAUGUAGUAAAAUCCCAUGAUCUUAAAGGGGGUCAUCCACCAUAAGGUGACUCUAAUCCUUACCUGCCAGACAGUAAUGGAUAUGCUUAGGAAGGAUUGUCCUGAGGCUAAAUGACUGUGUUGUGAGUCCACCAUAACGCUGCUUUCUUUUUGUGAAAUGGCUAUUUCCUGUUGAAGUAGCUUCCCUCCAACUACAAGUCCCAGGAUACCUAGUUUGUAAGUGUGAGGUAACUUUUCUCCCUUCCACACUUCAGUCACCCCACCCUUUGCAAUACAGCGGAGCUAAGCAUGCUGUUCAUGAUACUUCAAUUCCCUGAAGCCUUGUGGAGAACGAUCUCCUUCCCACCCAGUGGUCUCUUUACCCAUAGAAGCACAGACAGGCUCCCUCUGAACACCUGACGUGAUGUUAUGUCUUGGGCCACACUGCAACCUGGGAAAAGCUGAGAUGACACAAAUUUUCUAUGCUGUUAAAAAUAAACAUUGGAGAAAAGA
Molecule: messenger RNA, 5930 nt
Organism: Hyla sarda
Lineage: Eukaryota; Metazoa; Chordata; Amphibia; Anura; Hylidae
Gene: NRDC
Product: nardilysin convertase
Exons: 31
Coding region: 99-3308 (1069 amino acids)
Biological process (GO): proteolysis
Molecular function (GO): metalloendopeptidase activity; metal ion binding
Source: RefSeq, a predicted model, not a curated record